Messenger RNA from Pyricularia pennisetigena, 1455 nucleotides. RefSeq lists its product as uncharacterized. The transcript is spliced from 3 exons. Gene Ontology annotation, molecular function: mRNA binding. The coding region runs from base 1 to 1455 and encodes 484 amino acids. Gene Ontology annotation, biological process: intracellular mRNA localization. The record is from RefSeq and is a predicted model, not a curated record. Gene Ontology annotation, cellular component: nuclear outer membrane-endoplasmic reticulum membrane network; ribonucleoprotein complex; endoplasmic reticulum. Lineage: Eukaryota; Fungi; Ascomycota; Sordariomycetes; Magnaporthales; Pyriculariaceae.
AUGGCUGAAGCUGCCACUACCACGGCUGCUCCGGCAGGUAGGCCUACAAAGCCUGAUGAAGCCGCUUACAAAGAGAAGCUGGCUCAGGCUGAGAAGGAACACUCGGAGGUCAUGGCCAAAUACAACGCCAUCAAGGCCAAAAUCGACAUCGCUCAGCCCAACAAGAACAAGGAUGCCCCGAACCCGACGCAGAAGCGUCGCCAAGAACUGAUUGCACAAGCAAACGAGAUCCGCCAGAAGCAGGCUGGAGGCAAGAACGCACGCCAGACUAAGCAGGACCAGAUCAAGCGCCUCGACGAGCAGCUCCGCAGCCGCAUCGCUGAGCAGAAGAAUGCUCGUGGAAAGGUCAACUUCAAGAGCGUCGAGGAGGUGGAUCGUGAGAUCUCCCGCCUUGAGAAGCAGAUCGAGGGCGGCACCAUGAGGAUUGUGGAUGAGAAGAAGGCACUCGACGAGAUGUCCAACCUCAGGAAGCUGCGCAAGAACUUUGCCCAGUUCGACAACCAGCAAAAGGAGAUUGACGACCUCCGCAACAAGAUCAAGGAGGUCAAGGACAGCAUGGACAACCCAGAGCAGAAGGCACUCAGCGAGCAGUACAACAAGAUCCAGGCCGAGAUAGACGCCAUCAAGGCCGAACAGGAUGAAGCAUACAAGGGUCUUUCCAGCCUCCGUGACGAGCGUACCAAGCUACAGAACGAGCAGCGCGAGAAGUUUGAGGCCAUCCGCAAGAUCAAGGACGAGUACUACGCGCAAAAGAAGGCCUACUCCAACUAUGAGUGGGAGGCCAAGCAAAAGGCCAGGGAGCGGAGGAAGGCUGAGGAAGCAAAGAGAGCUCAGGAGUUCAAGAUGGAGCGCGCCAAGAAGAUGCUUGCCGAAGCCAGUGACCCUGCUUACCUCGAGGAGAUCCGCCGCGCCAACAGCUUGAUCCGCUUCUUCGACCCGUCGCACCAGGGCGAGACCAGGGCGCCGCUCCUGGCCAGCAGCGGUCUUUCCGCCGAGGCUACGCGUAAGGUUGACGACUCCGGCCUCAAGGGGACUCGCCUGAUGAGCAAGAAGGAUCGCGAUGAUGAGUACGCCCCGGCCGUUAAGAAGGGCAAGAAGGGAAAGAAGAGCAAUGCUGCUACGGAUGCCGCUGGCACCGGAAAGUUCAGCUGCCCGCCAUCCGUCAUGGAAGACUGCGCAUUCAUGGGUAUCGAGCCACCCAUGAGCGCAGCUGAUGUUCCUACUGUGCUUGAGAAGGCCAAAGCCAAGCUCGAACACUGGAAGUCUGACCAAGCUGCUCAGACUCAGAAGAACAUCGACAAGGCAAAGAAGGAGAUUGAGAAGAUAGAGGCUGAAGAGGCUGCUGGCAAUGAUGCCAACGGCGACAGCAAAGAGGACAAGGCUGUCGCGGGCGUGACCUCGGACCUCAAGGAGACUGCCAUUGAGGACAAGAAAGAUGAGGAGACCAAGGCAUAG